Messenger RNA from Saprolegnia parasitica CBS 223.65, 636 nucleotides. RefSeq lists its product as hypothetical. Lineage: Eukaryota; Oomycota; Saprolegniomycetes; Saprolegniales; Saprolegniaceae. The record is from RefSeq and is a predicted model, not a curated record. The coding region runs from base 32 to 556 and encodes 174 amino acids. The transcript has a single exon.
CAAUUUGCACGUUCGUACGCAGGAGAACACCAUGAUGAUGCAUCCACCAGCCAAGCGGUCGCUGCACAAGCACCUUGGCGCGAUGAAGGCGAUGGCCGACGACCCUGCGUUCACGCUCAGCGGGUCGGCCGAGUGGCGCACAAAGUACCUCGGCAAGCUGCACGUCGGCCGCAACUCAUCGACGAGCAGUCGGGCUCCGGACGCAUCGGCCCUCGAGCGCAAGAAGAGCGCUCCCAUCAUGAUCCCGACGUCCACCAACAGCAAAAGCCGCAGCGGGUCCUGCGACAGCGGCUUCUCUUGGGAGCAUCCUUCGCACUUUGCCGCCUCGUCGCCGAGCUGGACGACAGACGAUGACGACGACGACGAUUUUCUCUUUGACGCGGCCGACGAUGACGUGUUUGGCCUCGAGCUGGCGCCGACCGAGUCGGACGCCGGUGCGCGACCGGCGCCGCGACGGACGGAGGCCUUUAUUCCGCCGCACCAACUCGUCCAGCGCGACUGCUUCUCCCUCGGCAUUACGCGCGAGUUCCGCAAGAAGCCGACCUCUGCCAUUUAGCCGUAGUUUCCGAGUCGCUUCCGUGUACAAUUCCCCGUUAUUUAAUACUACAGCCCACAAACAUGAACGAUUGCAUCCAG